Oncorhynchus gorbuscha (pink salmon) is the source of this 2683-nucleotide messenger RNA. Its product is annotated as T-box transcription factor TBX5-like. Gene Ontology annotation, biological process: positive regulation of DNA-templated transcription; cardiac left ventricle formation; regulation of transcription by RNA polymerase II. Gene Ontology annotation, molecular function: RNA polymerase II cis-regulatory region sequence-specific DNA binding; DNA-binding transcription factor activity, RNA polymerase II-specific. The record is from RefSeq and is a predicted model, not a curated record. The coding region runs from base 180 to 1703 and encodes 507 amino acids. Lineage: Eukaryota; Metazoa; Chordata; Actinopteri; Salmoniformes; Salmonidae. The transcript has 9 exons. Gene Ontology annotation, cellular component: nucleus.
AUCCUAAUGCCACUCCAUGACAGCACAUUAUUUAUAUGAAUGCCCCAACGCACAGACGUAUGGACUGCUUCAUAUGAGACCGUCGAGGACUGUUGACAGACUAGUAGCCUACAAACCCAAUAGAGUCAAUAGACUAUAAAUGUCCCAGCGCUGAACUGUCAUCUGAACACGGUGGUGUCAUGGCCAGCGCCAUCCAAGAGCGCGCGGACACCGAAAAGGACUCACCGAAAGAGAACAAACCGGAGAAUAACACUCGCUCCCUGAGCUCGCCACCUUCACCGCAGACAACGUGCACACAGCAGGGAAUGGAUGGAAUAAAAGUAUACAUGGAAGAGCGGGAACUGUGGGAUAAAUUCCAUGAGGUUGGAACGGAGAUGAUCAUCACUAAGGCGGGAAGGCGGAUGUUCCCCUGCUACAAGGUGAAGGUGACGGGCCUCAACCCUAAAAGCAAGUACAUUCUCCUCAUGGAUAUCGUGCCAGCAGAUGACCACCGCUACAAGUUCGCUGAUAAUAAAUGGUCUGUUUCGGGGAAGGCGGAGCCGGCCAUGCCAGGGAGGUUGUACGUCCACCCUGACUCUCCAGCCACUGGGAGCCACUGGGCACGCCAGCUUGUCUCCUUCCAGAAACUCAAACUCACUAACAACCACCUGGACCCCUUUGGACACAUUAUAUUAAACUCAAUGCAUAAAUACCAACCCCGCCUCCACAUCGUUAAAGCAGAUGAACACAAUGGGUUUGGUUCGAAGAACACAGCCUUCUGCACGCACAUGUUCUCAGAGACCUCAUUCAUCGCCGUGACAUCAUACCAGAACCACAAGAUCACCCAGCUGAAGAUAGAGAACAACCCGUUCGCUAAGGGCUUCAGAGGCAGUGAUGACAUGGAGCUGCACCGCAUGGCUAAGAUACAGGGUAAGGAGUAUCCGGUGGUUCCUCGUAGCUCAGUGCGUCAGAGGGUGUGUCCUAGUGUGAGUCCGUUUGGGGGGGAAGCGAGGGGGUUGGGUUCACACCCCUAUUCCUGUGAGAAUGGGGUGAGCAGCACCACCCAGGAUCUCCUCACCCUCCCUCCAGCCCCCUACACCCUCCCCCAACCAGACCCACACAAACACAUGCAGGUGUACCACUGCAACAAGAGGAAAGCAGAUGAUACCUGUCCUACAACAGAGCAUCACCAGUACAGGAAGUCCUACAUCAACAGUUCUCCCAGCGAUGUUGAGUCUUACUAUCACCCAUCUGCUUACCCUCCUCCUCCUCUUCCUCCCGCUGUCCAUCCCCAUCCCCCUGGUCUCUCUGACUCCCUCUACAGGUCAGAGGCGGGGCAGCGGCAGGCGUGUAUGUUUGCUGGAUCUGAGCCCAGAGUGGAUGACCUCAGCUGUACAUCCUGGUCCUACAGCUGCCCUUUGACUCCUGCUAUGACCCCCAUGGCCCCUACUGACCCCUACAUGACCUUCCCCCACCAGCCCUACUCCUCCAGUCCCCGGGGCUCUCAGCUGAGCUCAGUAGCCCACCAAUGUUCUCCUCCUCUGGACUCUCUCUCCCAGUGCCCCUACCAGACCCAGAACUCCAGACCACCCCAGAUACCCCAACACACCAGCCCACCCCUCAGAGAGUACCACUGCUACCCCACCUCCCUGUCUCCUACCCAAUACCACACCCUACACACACAGACCAGGGGAGGGGUCCCAGAGUGGAGCGAGCCCACCUGAUUGAACCACAGGUGUAGGGGAAAGACAGACUGGUGACUGGGGGUUCUAUUUAUGUGAGGUGUUUAUGUGAGGUGUGUUGUUUGAUGUGUGAAGAGAUUUAAUUUGCCAAUUGUGUCUUUCCCUGUGCUGUGGAUUGAGCCUUGGAUUGUCUUUGUGUUACAUUUAAUACCACCCCCCACUGUCUGGGACCACUCCGGAAGGAACUGAUGUUAGCGGAACCAGGUGGAUAAGCACUAUAAGGAGGGACAGGAAGGAAGAUGACAACGUUCCAAACCUCAUCCCUGAGACUGUUUUUAAUAAUGCACUAUGUUACCUGUCUGUCACUUGAAGAAGUGUGACAGUGUCUCUGUGGCCGUGGUUUCCAGUUGGUUUGUGUGUGUGUGUGUGUGUGUGUGUGUGUGUGUGUGUGUGUGUGUGUGUGUGUGUGUGUGUGUGUGUGUGUGUGUGUGUGUGUGUGUGUGUGUGUGUGUGUGUGUGUGUGUGUGUGUGUGUGUGUGUGUGUGUGUGUGUGUGUGUGUGUGUGUGUGUGCGUGCGUGCGUGCGUGCGUGCGUGUUUGUGUCAGCUCAGCUCAGGGCUGCUGUGAGUUAAUGUCGUCUGAGAGGCUGGCUGAGUGGCCACAGGCAGAGCAGAAGAGAGAUAAACAGUUAGUUUAGAACAGGCUGCAGGGAGUAAGAUGUGACACACACACACACACACACACACACACACACACACACACACACACACACACACACACACACACACACACACACACACACACACACACACACACACACACACACACACACACACACACACACACACACACACACACACACAGGGCCAUGCACAGAUCUUUGGUGGGGCAGGUUCUCAUUUCAGGCUUCAAACAUAAAGAUAUAAAACUGUAUUUUUUUGUGAAGAAUCAACAACAAGUGGGACACAAUCAUGAAGUGGAACAACAUUUAUUGGAUAUUUCAAACUUUUUUAACAAAUCAAA